ACUGGAGGUAGCAAAGGCUACGGAUUUAUAGAGUUUGAGUCCGAUGACGUGGCUAAGAUUGUUGCAGACACAAUGAACAACUACCUGUUUUCUGAAAGACUGCUAAAGUGUCAAUUCAUGCCUCCUGAAAGGGUCCAUGAAAAUCUCUUCAUAAACAGUAACAAAAUAUUUCGGAAGCCUUCUCAGCCAGCGGUCAGGCGGUACAAUAGGGUACGUUCGCUUGUUCAGAAGGCAAAGAUGACAAAGCGACUGCUACGAAAGGAGAGACUUUUAAGGAAGAGACUGGCUGAAAAGGGGCUCGAUUAUGACUUCCCAGGAUUUGCUGCACAAGAGCUUUCUAUAAAAAGAAAAAAAGUUAAAACAUCCAAGAAGACAAAACUGAACAUUUCUUUGAGCAGCCAGGAUCCUACUCCAGUCUGUACUCCAACAGUGCUCGAGCGCCGGAAAGCUUCCCAGGCGGAUGGUGAUGCAGAGGACAGUGAAAUAACGCUCAGACUGCCGCCUGCCAGGGUUAAGAAUGCUGUGCAGAGACCAAAGAAGCAGCCAAGAAAAAGAACAAACUUGAAGAAACAGAAGUAG
Messenger RNA from Phaethon lepturus (White-tailed tropicbird), 579 nucleotides. RefSeq names its product nucleolar protein interacting with the FHA domain of MKI67 (gene NIFK). The record is from RefSeq and is a predicted model, not a curated record. Gene Ontology annotation, biological process: maturation of LSU-rRNA from tricistronic rRNA transcript (SSU-rRNA, 5.8S rRNA, LSU-rRNA). Gene Ontology annotation, molecular function: RNA binding. The transcript is spliced from 4 exons. NCBI's taxonomy places the organism in Eukaryota, Metazoa, Chordata, Aves, Phaethontiformes, Phaethontidae. Gene Ontology annotation, cellular component: nucleolus. The annotation marks the transcript as partial.